AUGAGUGAUCUGAAGAGGAGGUCUGUUGCAGAUGAAGAGGAGCGUGAAGGUGAGUUGCUCCUCCUGAAGAUUAAAGCCCACCUGGAGGAGAUGUUCUCUGACAGUUACCUGGCGGAGGACGGCUUCCUGCUGAAACACAUGCAGAAGAACAAGCAGGGCUACGUCAGCCUGAAGCUCCUCACCUGUCUGAAGAAGAUCAAGGCCCUGACCACAAACUGGUACAUGACCCUGGCAGCAGCGGAUUGCUCAGACCUUUUGGAGAUAAACGAUGAAUGCACCAAAGUGAGGCGCAAAGAGCCGCUUCCCCAGUGGCUGAUGGGUUCCCCCACCAGCAGGCUGCUCCUCGUCUGGAACGACUCUGGCGACCAGGGGAAAGAGGACGGAGCAACGGGAGAGUCGGAACAUCCAUCGCUCCUGCUGAAGGUCCUGGAUAAGUUCACCAGUCCCAGCAGCGUCAGCUCCAGCUGGAUCCUGCGUCCUGGAGAAAGACUUCCCAAAGAGCUCCAGUGCUACGCCAAACGCCACAAAGAGCUCGGCCAACACGUGUGCGCCGUGGUGAAGUUUACUCAUUUUGAGGCAGUUCGUAGGACCUUCAGUGCUCUUAAAGAAGAAGAGAAAAUGAACGAGAGGGGCUUGCACGUGGUGCCUUUAGGAUGGCAGUCGAUGCAGAGCGUCGCCAAGUCCGAACCAUCAGAGGAAAAGCACAGAAGCCAACCAGAGGAGGACGUUUGCUCUGAGGAGAAGCUACUGGAAAUCCCCAUGGUUCUGGUUCAACGUGAACCUUCACCUGUUAAAGAUUUUGAGGAAAACUCCAAAGCGUCUCCACCUGAAGGAUGCCAGAGCGAGAGCUCCACCAGCUUCGACAGCCCGUCCUUCUGUGGAAUAAAGCAGAGGUACCACAAGAAGAGCUGGGACGCCGGAGACAACGUCAAACAGAGUUCUCAGAGCCCAUGGGUACUCAAGCGCAAGUCCGCAGCAGUAAACCUUAAUGCUAGGCACCCAAAUGCACCCUGUUUAGUUCAAACACUGCAUCAACCCUUUGGUCCUGAUGGCACCAGGGGGUUCCAUACCAGAAGGAAGUGA
Nematolebias whitei (Rio pearlfish) is the source of this 1083-nucleotide messenger RNA. RefSeq names its product la-related protein 6-like. Gene Ontology annotation, molecular function: mRNA binding. The record is from RefSeq and is a predicted model, not a curated record. Gene Ontology annotation, cellular component: nucleus. The coding region runs from base 1 to 1083 and encodes 360 amino acids. Lineage: Eukaryota; Metazoa; Chordata; Actinopteri; Cyprinodontiformes; Rivulidae. The transcript has 3 exons.